AUGUCUGUUUUUAUUUCAGGUGCCAACGGGUUCAUUGCUCAACACAUUGUCGAUCUCUUAUUAAAGGAGGACUAUAAGGUUAUUGGUUCUGCUAGAAGCCAAGAGAAGGCUGAUGACUUGAUGAAGGCCUUCGGUAAUAAUCCGAACUUUUCUAUGGAAAUCGUUCCAGACAUUUCAAAAUUGGACGCGUUUGACAGUGUUUUCCAGAAGUAUGGUAAGGACAUUAAAAUAGUCUUACAUACAGCAUCUCCCUUUUGUUUCGACAUAACCGACAAUGAACGGGAUUUGUUAAUUCCUGCGCUGAACGGUGUUAAGGGAAUCCUAAACUCUAUCAAGAAAUAUGCUGCCGACUCGGUGGAUCGUGUUGUCCUGACGUCUUCCUUUGCAGCUAUGUUCGAUAUAUCCAAAGAAAGCGAUAAGUCUGUAACAUUCAAUGAAGAGUCUUGGAAUCCUGCAACUUGGGAGAAUUGCCAAGUUGAUGCCGUCAAUGCUUACUGUGGUUCUAAGAAGUUUGCUGAAGAAGCUGCUUGGAAAUUUUUGGAGGAAAAUAGAAAUGUUGUAAAGUUCCAAUUAACUGCUAUUAAUCCAGUUUAUGUCUUUGGUCCGCAAAUGUUUGAUAAAGAUGUGAAGAGGCAUUUGAACACAUCCUGUGAGUUCGUCAACAACUUGAUUCACUUAUCACCAGAGGACAAAAUACCCGAGUUUUAUGGUGGCUAUAUUGAUGUUCGUGAUGUGGCAAAGGCUCACUUAGUGGCUUUUCAAAAGAAUGAAACUAUUGGUCAAAGGCUGAUCAUAUCAGAAGGUCGCUGUACAAUGCAAGAUAUUCUCGAUGUUCUGAACGAUGACUUCCCCGUUUUAAAGGGUAAGAUUCCCGUCGGUAAACCAAAGACUGGCGCUACUUAUAACACUCUUGGUGCCACUCUCGACAAUACCAAAACAAAGAAACUACUGGGAUUUAAGUUCAGAAAUUUGAAGGAAACUAUAAACGAUACCGCUUCACAAAUUCUUAAAUCUGAGGGCAAGCUAUAA
Messenger RNA from Saccharomyces eubayanus, 1029 nucleotides. RefSeq names its product methylglyoxal reductase (NADPH-dependent) GRE2 (gene GRE2). Lineage: Eukaryota; Fungi; Ascomycota; Saccharomycetes; Saccharomycetales; Saccharomycetaceae. Bases 1 to 1029 code for a protein of 342 amino acids. The record is from RefSeq and is a predicted model, not a curated record. The transcript has a single exon. Gene Ontology annotation, molecular function: 3-beta-hydroxy-Delta5-steroid dehydrogenase (NAD+) activity. Gene Ontology annotation, biological process: steroid biosynthetic process.